AUGGCUGCGCAAGGGCUGCCUAUCAAGUUUCAGGAGCUCGUCCAGCUGACGAAUGUGGGCAUCAACCCGCAGUUCAUCUCCUUCGCCUCGCUGACGAUGGAGUCCGAGAAGUACAUCUGCGUCCGCGAGGAGGUGAACGGGCAGGUGCAGGUGGUGAUCAUCGACAUGGCGACGCCGACGGAGCCGCAGCGCCGGCCGAUCACAGCCGAGUCGGCGAUCAUGAACCCGGUGUCCAAGGUGAUCGCGCUCAAGGCGAACAACUAUCUUCAGAUCUUCAACAUGGAGAUGAAGUCGAAGAUGAAGUCCCACCAGCUCACCGAGCCCGUCGUCUACUGGAAGUGGAUCUCUCCGUCGACCGUCGCGCUCGUGACGGGCAACGCCGUCUACCACUGGUCGAUGGAGGGGCAGUCGGAGCCCGUCAAGAUGUUCGACCGGCACGCGACGCUCAACGACACCCAGAUCAUCAACUACAAGACCUCCGCCAAGGAGAACUGGAUGGUGCUGGUCGGCAUCAAGUCCGAGCCGGGCACCAACCGCAUCAUCGGCGCGAUGCAGCUCUACUCCAAGGAGAAGAACGUUUCGCAGCCGAUCGAAGGCGCAUCGCCGUCACUCGCCUCGUCGUACCGCGCCCGCCACGCGGCCGCCUUCCACGAGAUGAAGUGCGACGGCGCCACCUCCGACUCCACUCUCUUCACCUUCGCCGCCAAGACCGCCGCCGCCGCCAAGCUCCACGUCAUCGAGGUUGCGCCGGGGGCGCGCGAGCCGGGCGCUGCGCCCUUCGGCAAGAAGAACGCGGACAUCUACUUCCCGCCCGAGGCGGCGCAGGUGCUCUGCGUGACGGUGGACGAGGCGAACAUCGUGCCCUACAUCUGCAAGCAGCUCAACAACUACCCCCUCGCGCUCAAGCUCGCCGUCCGGAACAACCUCCCCGGCGCCGAGCAGCUCUUCGGGCAGCAGUUCAACCAGCUGAUGAACGCGCAAGACUACAAGGGCGCGCAACAACCUCGGACCCACCCCCCCACCCACACACCCACACACCGCCACCGCCGCCGCCACACGCGCGCGGCCAAGCUCGCCGCAGACUCGCCGCAGCAGGUCCUCCGCACGCCGGAGACGAUCCAGCGCUUCCAGGCGGCGCCAGCGGCGCCGGGGCAGCCCUCGCCGAUCCUGACCUACUUCGGCAUGCUGCUCGAGAAGGGCAAGCUCAACGCGAUGGAGUCGGUCGAGCUCGCCCGCCCCGUCAUCCAGCAGGGCAAGCAGGCCCUCCUCCAAAAGUGGAUCUCCGAGGAGAAGCUCGAGUGCACCGAGGAGCUUGGCGACAUGAUCAAGAUGGUCGACGCGCAGCUCGCCCUCUCCGUCUACUUGCGCGCGACCGCAAACCAAAAGGUGAUCCAGUCCUUCGUCGAGACGCAGCAGUUCGACAAGAUCAUGGUCUACUGCCAGAAGGUUGGCUACACGGCCGACUGGGGGCUGCUGCUCACGAACAUCGUGCGCGUCAACCCGCAGGGCGCGCUCGACUUCGCGCAAAAGUUGGCGGCGGCCGACGGCGUCUCGCUCGACUACGGCGUCGUGGCGGACGUGUUCAUGCAGCACAACUGCCUGCAGCAGGCUACGUCCUUCCUGCUCGACGUGCUCAAGGGGGACAAGCCCGAGGAGGGGCCGCUGCAGACGCGGCUGCUCGAGAUGAACCUGAUGGCGGCGCCACAGGCCCGCCGCCCCGCCAUCGCCGAGGCGGGUGUCCGUCGCCGCCUCUCACCUCGCCUCUCACCUCGCCUCUCGCCCGCCUCUGCGCCGCAGGUCGCCGACGCCAUCAUGGCCAACGAGAUGUUCCACCACUACGACCGGCCGCGCAUCGCGAUGCUCUGCGAGAAGGCGGGCCUCGCCGCGCGCGCGCUCGAGCACUACGACAACGUCGAGGACAUGAAGCGCGCCAUGAUGCGCACCGAGCUCAUCCCGCCCGAGUUCCUGGUCAAGUUUUUCGGCACGCUGUCGGUCGAGAAUGCGAUCGAGUGCCUCAACCACCUGCUGCGGACAAACAUGCGGCAGAACCUGCAGACGGUGAUCCAGGUGGCGCGCGAGUACUCGGAGCAGCUGGGCCCCGACAAGCUGAUCGAGAUGUUCGCCACGUACAACUCGUGGGAGGGGCUAUUCUACUACCUCGGCGCCAUCCUCACGCAGACCGAGGACAAGGAGGUGCACUUCAAGUACAUCGAGGCGGCGGCCAAGGUUGGCAACCUGCAGGAGGUCGAGCGCGUGACGCGCGAGGACACGCACUUCGACCCCGAGCGCGUGCGUGACUUCCUCAAGGAGGCGCGGCUGCCCGACCAGCGGCCGCUCAUCAACGUCUGCGACCGGUACGACAUGGUCGAGGACCUGACCCACUUCCUCUACUCGAACAACAUGUCCAAGUACAUCGAGCUCUACGUGCAAAAGGUCAACCCGAUGAAGGCGCCGCAGGUGGCCGGCGCCCUCCUCGACGCCGACUGCUCCGAGGACUUCGUGCGCGCGCUCAUCCUGUCGGUUCGCGCCAUGGCGCCGGCGGAGCAGCUCGUCGAGGAGGUUGAGAAGCGGAACCGGCUCAAGCUGCUGCAGCCGUGGCUCGAGGCGCGCGUCAACGAGGGCGUCCAGGAGGCGCCGGUGCACAACGCGCUCAUGAAGAUCUACAUCGACAUGAACAACCGGCCCGAGGAGUACCUCGCGCAGAACAACUACUACGACUCGAAGGUUGUCGGCGCCUACUGCGAGAAGCGCGACCCGCACCUCGCCUUCCUCUGCUACAAGCGCGGCUCGUGCGACGCGGAGCUGAUCGACGUGACCAACCGGCACGGCCUCUUCAAGCAGCAGGCUCGCUACCUCGUCGAGCGGCAGGACCUCGAGCUGUGGGCCACCGUCCUCACGGAGGAGAACGAGCACCGGCGGCAGCUCGUCGACGCCGUGGUGCAGGUCGCCCUCCCGGAGACCAAGAACCCCGACGUGGUGUCGACCACCGUCAAGGCCUUCAUGACGGCCGACCUGCCCAACGAGCUGAUCGAGCUGCUCGAGAAGAUCGUGCUGCAAAACUCGGAGUUCUCCGACAACCGGAACCUGCAGAACCUGCUCAUCCUCACCGCCAUCAAGGCGGACAAGACGCGCGUGAUGGACUACAUCAACCGCCUCACCAACUUCGACAUGCCCGACAUCGCAAACAUCGCCGUCGGCUCGGAGCUGUACGAGGAGGCGCUCGUCAUCUUCAAGAAGGCGGAGCUGCACCGCGAGGCGGCCAAGGUGCUCAUCGACUACAUCGCCUCGAUCGAGCGCGCCACCGAGUUCGCCGACAAGGUUGACGACCCGGAGGUGUGGACGAUGCUCGGCAAGGCGCAGAUGACGCCCGAGGGGAUCGUCGCGGCCAUCGACGCCUUCAUCAAGGCUGGCGAGACGAGCGAGUACAUGACGGUGAUCUCGGUGGCCGAGCAGGCCAACGAGCCCGCCAAGCUGGUCGAGUACCUGCAGAUGUGCCGCAAGAAGGUCAAGGAGGCGCACAUCGACACGUCGCUCAUCUACGCGUACGCAAAGGCGGAGAUGCACCCGGAGCUCGAGGAGUUCAUCUCGGCGCCAAACGUCGGCCGCAUCCAGGCGAGGCACCGCCCCGCAGGCACCUCCCACACGCGCCUCGACGUUGCCGAGCGCUGCUACGCCGAGGAGAUGUACGUGCCCGCAAAGCUCAUGUUCACCUCCAUCUCCAACUUUGCGCGCCUCGCGACCUGCCUCGUGCGGCUCGGCGAGUUCCAGGCGUCGGUCGACGCCGCGCGCAAGGCGAACUCGACGCGCACGUGGAAGGAGGUCAACGCGUCGUGCGUCGAGGCGGGCGAGUUCCGGCUGGCGCAGAUCUGCGCGCUGCACAUCAUCGUCAACCCCGACGAGGUGGACGAGCUCGUGGGAGUGUACGAGGUCAAGGGCCACUUCGAGGAGAUCAUCGCCGUCAUGGAGGCGGGGCUCGGCCUCGAGCGCGCGCACAUGGGCAUCUUCACGGAGCUCGGCGUGCUCUACUCGAAGUACAAGGAGGAGAAGCUCAUGGAGCACGUCAAGCUCUUCUGGUCGCGCGUCAACAUCCGCAAGAUGCUCAAGGCGUGCGAGGAGAAUGCGCAGUGGGAGGAGCUCGUCUUCCUCCACCUCCACCACGACGAGUUCGACAACGCGGCCCUCGCCAUGAUUGCCCACCCGACCGAGGCGUGGGAGCACCUCAAGUUCAAGGACACGAUCGCAAAGCUGACCAACACCGAGAUCUUCUACAAGGCCAUCACCUUCUACCUCGACUACUCGCCGCUCGAGAUCAACUCGCUGCUCGAGGCGAUGGCCUCGCGCGUCGACCACGUGCGCGUCAUCUCGCAGAUGAAGCGCGCGGGCCACCUGCCGCUCGUGAAGCCGUACCUGCUUACGACGCAGCCCGCAAACAUCAAGGAGGUGAACGACGCGCUCUACGCGCUGUACGUCGAGGACGAGGACCACGAGGCGCUCGCCAAGGGCGUCGUCACCUUCGACAACUUCGACCAGGUCGAGAUGGCGCAGAUGUGCGAGAAGCACUCGCUGCUGCAGUUCCGCCGCAUCGGCGCCAUGCUCUACAAGCGCGCGAAGAAGUGGUCCAAGUCGGUGGAGCUGUCCAAGAAGGACAAGGUGUGGGACGAGGCCAUCGAGACGACGGCCGAGUCGGGCGACUCGGCCAUCGCCGAGGAGCUCAUCAACUUCUUCGUGGAGCAGAAGCUCAACACGUGCUUUGCCGCGGCGCUCUACACGUGCUACGCGCAGCUGCGGCCCGACGUCGUGAUGGAGCUCGCCUGGCGCAACAACCUGAACGACUUUGCGAUGCCCUUCAUGGUGCAGACUAUGCGCGAGAUCACGAAUAAGCUCGACACGCUGGUCGAGAAGGAGCGGAAGAAGGAGGAGGCGGCGGCGGAGGAGAAGAAGAAGGCGGAGCGCGGGCGACCCCAACGCGAUGGUGGUGUACGGCGCGGGCAUGGGCGGCGGCAUGGGCGGCGGGAUGCCGCAGCAAAUGGGAGGGUACGGCGGCGGCGGCGGCUACGGGUAUUGAUGUGCACCGAAGCCCUCCGACCCAGCAGCAGCACCCACUUUGCGGGCCCAUAGGCUGUGGCCCGCGGCUCCGAGUGUCGUCGUCGGAACGCGCGAGUCUCGCGCACACUAGUUCAGGGAGUGUCUCUUUUUGAUGAUGCCUUUAUAUU
Messenger RNA from Emiliania huxleyi CCMP1516, 5213 nucleotides. It is a transcript of the gene CHC1, whose product is annotated as clathrin heavy chain. Gene Ontology annotation, molecular function: structural molecule activity; clathrin light chain binding. Lineage: Eukaryota; Haptophyta; Isochrysidales; Noelaerhabdaceae. The record is from RefSeq and is a predicted model, not a curated record. The coding region runs from base 1 to 5118 and encodes 1705 amino acids. Gene Ontology annotation, biological process: intracellular protein transport; receptor-mediated endocytosis. Gene Ontology annotation, cellular component: clathrin coat of trans-Golgi network vesicle; clathrin complex; clathrin coat of coated pit. The transcript is spliced from 17 exons.